AUGUUCCAGAGGCAGCGUGGUUGGUUCUGUCGCAGCGUCAGUCAGGACUUGAGGCAGUUCUGGGUGGACGAAGGGGGGACAGUCAGCGAAGCCCAGGCCGCAGACUUCCUGUUCAGCUGUGAUGCCUCGCACCCGGACACGCUGAGAAUAUAUCAGAGCCUCGAGUACAUAGAAGAUAAUGCUACAGUAUUUCAUGCCUACUAUCUUUCUGCGGUAGCUAAUACUGAAAUGAAAAACUCCGUGGCCUUAGGCCACUUUGUUCUUCCUCCUGCAUGUCUGCAAAAAGAAAUACGAAGAAAAAUUGGUAGUUUCAUUUGGGAACAAGAUGAAAAUUUUCUGGUAAAAAAGCAUGACAGAGUAACAUCAAACAAAAGGGAAAGCAGUGAGCCAACAACAGAACACAAAAAAGAAUUGUCUGAAAGUGUAGAGAAUCAUUUUAUAAGGACUCCGGUUGUAGAAAAGCAGAUGUACUUCCCUCUUCAGAAUUAUCCAGUGAACAACAUGGUAACAGGUUAUAUAUCAAUUGAUGCCUUGGAGAAAUUCCUUGGAGAAUUACAUGACUUCAUUCCUGGAAGCUCAGGAUAUUUGGCAUAUCAUGUUCAAAAUGAAAUUAACAUGUCUGCUAUAAAAAACAAAUUAAGGAGGAAACUAAGUUAAAUUGUACUUACAUCUGGGCAUUUUUAUAAAAUAUUAUGACAUGUAUAUAAUUUAAAUGAGAAUGGAGAAAGAAUUAUUUUCUUUCUCAACAUGUGUUCGGAGAAAACUCAUAAUUAUUUUGGCUCUCCAAACAUUGUGAGUGAAAAAUUGUUAUAGAAUUAUUGUCAUCCAAACACUUAAAAUAACUCUCUAUCAAAUGUUCUUUUGAUUUUGACUUUAGUAUUGCAUUAUAUUUUUUCUAGGUUCAGUAUUGAAAUACUUUUAUAAUUCUGGUUCUGUUAUUUUGAUUUUUAAAAAUUAGGAUGCUAUACUUGAACUGUGAAUGUUUUAUUUCUGAACAUAAUGAGCCAGGUAUCUUAUAGUCUCCAUAGUAGAGCCUGAGCCCAAUACUGUGGCUUAUGAGAAAAUAAAAACUUAAGAGGGUGUCCUUCCAGAGUGACUAAAUGAGGCCCAACCCAAACUGGAAUAUGAUUUUCCAGACUGGUAUUUAUACUCUGUUUUCCUAGAUGGUUAUGCUGGAAUCUCAGUGUUCGUAUUCUGUUCCCUUUUUGAGACAAGGUUUUAUUGUGCUAUCCAGGCUGGCCUCUAACUCCUGGGUACAAGUAAUGCUCCUGCCUCAGCAUUAUAAAUAAGAUGAAGUUGCAGGUCUGUGCUGCUGUACCUGGCUUUCCGGCUUUUUGAAUGAAUAUAGAGAUGUGGCAAUCUCGAUAAGGCAGUUUUGCUAGAUUUUGUAGUGUUGACCUGUAAUCCCAGGUACUUGGGUGACUGAAGCAGGAGUACAGAAAGCUCAAGCCAGCCUGGGUAACUUAGUAAGACCCUGUCUCAAAAUAAAAAGUUAGAAGAGACCAGUUACAUAGCUUGUUAGUACAGCACUUGCCAAGCAUGUACAAGGUCCUGGGUUCAUUUCCAAGCACCACAUAGACACAGAAACCACUUCUUAUGUAGGGUUUGCUGGGCUUAUUACUUUCUGAAGAUAUAAAUGGAAUUACUUGUUAGACCUGUUUAUCCUUCUGGAACCUACAGAAUUAUCUAAAGAAAGGAUACCCUGUUUCUUUCUUUCCUUCUUUCUUUCCUUCUUUCUUUCUUUCUUUCUUUCUUUC
Molecule: messenger RNA, 1757 nt
Organism: Mesocricetus auratus (golden hamster)
Lineage: Eukaryota; Metazoa; Chordata; Mammalia; Rodentia; Cricetidae
Gene: Terb2
Product: telomere repeat binding bouquet formation protein 2
Exons: 7
Coding region: 1-657 (218 amino acids)
Biological process (GO): meiotic attachment of telomere to nuclear envelope; homologous chromosome pairing at meiosis
Cellular component (GO): nuclear inner membrane
Source: RefSeq, a predicted model, not a curated record